GCAAUCGCUACAAUAUAUAUCGCAGAGAUCUUUGCAGUCUAGCUCGGCAGUCAUGCGUUUUGCUUUCAGUACAUUUUGGCGGCAAAAAAGCCCGCCAAAAGUUAGCAGACGCGCUCAACAGACGCGCGCCGGGGACUGUAGAAAACAAGUCGCUCAGAAAUAAAAAAGAAAACUUGCAGAACUUGCGACUAGAUUAGCUUACUGAGUGCUAGCUGAUCUUUGCAUUAUUAAAUUGAUUUUCAAACAAGAUGUUAUGUGGAAAUAGAACUGUACAAUCCUGGCCCUUGGAUAAAUAUGCUAAGUUUAUUAUGACAGGCACAAACCAAGGACAACAGACAAAAGAUCAGGGUCACUGGAAGCAAUUUUUGCCCGCCGAAGAUGGAUCUAGCAAUUUACAAGUGUCUCUACUAGAAUCAAACAUGGUCGUAAGCGAUGGAAAAGUUAUUCACGAAAGUUUCUCUUUAUUUAAUGCCAACAAGUGGUUGAGAGCUGUGGUUAAAGGUGACAGUAUGCUGUUCAUGUACAAGAUGAACAACGACUGCCGAAGAUUCAGAGUGAAAUUCAGCAAAACCUCUGACCGAUCAGCGAUGGAAAACUGCCGUCAUUUCAUUUCCGCCGUCUCUCCCCGAAUCCCCGUGCGAGAGAUGCCAGUAGCUGCGGGACCCGAGUCCGACUCCCAGAUGCAGAUGGAGGAUUCACAGGUUAUUUCUCCCGACUCGCAGCAAGUCAGUAGAGGAACCACACGCGGGGCCGGCUGCAGCUCUAUAGCAAGCGCUGCUGCGAGUGGAUUGACACUGUCUGACUUAGCGCAGAAGGUUACUUCAUCAGAGUCACACAGGGAUACCAACCAGUCCAGUAGCCAUAUUGAUAUACCACAGGAUCAGCUAAGUCUGAUGAUAAGACUUUGUUUAACCGACAGUAACUUCCCUGCCUUUGUUGAGGCUGUUGAAAAGGAGCUGACAAACUUGACCUCUUCGGAAUAAAACUAAACGUUUGAGUGUUGCAUUCUCCGUGUUUUACAUAAGCUAAGUG
Molecule: messenger RNA, 1032 nt
Organism: Orbicella faveolata
Lineage: Eukaryota; Metazoa; Cnidaria; Anthozoa; Scleractinia; Merulinidae
Product: meiotic recombination protein REC114-like
Source: RefSeq, a predicted model, not a curated record